AACAGAGUCUAAGAGUGCUCUUUUUAUAUUUCCAAAUUAGAUAUUUUCUCUUGCAGAAACAAUGGUCGCUAUUACAAGCAUCUUAUUGCUAGCCGCAACGGUUGCAACGACUGCAACGGCUUCUGUCCUCCGUCGCGAUACUACGCCAGUGGUCAAUUCCAUAAACACCCAGCUCGUCCCGCAAAUCACCAUUCUUCAAAACGACAUAGACGGGUUUCCAGCUAGUGGCUUUAAUGGCUCAGUCCAACUCGACUCUGACGAAGACACUCUAAUGACUAUUCUGGACACCGCUACCACACUCACUCAAGAGGCAGGCACGUUUUCAAUUGUUGACGUGCUGAAUGUCAUCGGCGCCAUGGAACCUGCUACGACGGGAAUUAUCAACUACAAUCUUGCUCUGGCCACAAAAGUGGCCGAUUUUGAGAGUAUUGGCAGAGCACCGUUCGUUCUCGCUAAUCUCCAAAUCCUAAACAUAAGAUGGACUGAAUUUACCAAUGAGCUGAUAGCCGCAGCGCCUCUUGGUGCGGCAACGGCGUUGUUGGCUAUGCAGACCGCGAUAUCGACUUCCUAUGCUUCUAGCAUUGCUGUCUAUAGUGUCGCUGUUUAGAUGUCACAACCCGACUCAUAUUCGCAGGAUAACUGAGGCCCGAUGAGCCAAUAAGACAAGGAUCGUGAACUGGUUUCUCUAUUCAGACCAUUCAACUGGGUAUAUGAAUUUGCGUUCUUACGCUCAUUUAGAUAACUUGGAUAACCAUUUGUUAACAUAGCAAUCAGAUUGGAUUCAGAUAACUGUCUACUAGCUACGUGAUCAUUGCAUCGCUGUAACCUAUCCAGGUUCAUAUAUAUAUAUGUACAGUGAUUAAGCCUUGAGGCGAACGUGCUUGUAGUGUAGUGUUGUACUCAUAUUCUAACUUCCAGCGGCGCAGCGUCGACAAAUGGGUUUUCAUUCGCCGAAUUUCACUCGGCGAGCCCUGCUAGCGCUGCCUCUGGUUCGAAUUAG
This is a messenger RNA of Trichoderma asperellum CBS 433.97, 1000 nucleotides long. RefSeq lists its product as uncharacterized. NCBI's taxonomy places the organism in Eukaryota, Fungi, Ascomycota, Sordariomycetes, Hypocreales, Hypocreaceae. The record is from RefSeq and is a predicted model, not a curated record.